AAAAAAUAAUUAAAUAAUAUCGAAAAAGCACACUAAAUAAUCUCUAAAGUAUUCAAAUUUUCAUAAAAUAGGAUUGAUAGGAUUAAUUAGCAUGUCACUAUAUUUAUAUAGAACUUAAGAGACCGUAGUUAUUCAAGAAAACCAAUAAAUUUAUCAAUUUAUGAUUAUUAAGUAAUUAAUGAUUAUAGUUAUUUUGCUCUUAAGAAUUAGAAUAAUAAACUAGAUCAGCUUUUCGAUAAAUUCGUGUAUUUUUUUAAAUUAUUUAAAGUAAAAAUUAUACUACCAACAGAUCUAUUUUUGAUUUUUUGGAAUAUAUUCUAGUUUAUAAUUUCUUAUCUUUUUUUCAUUUAUUGUUCUUUAAUGUUUUUUUUUGGAUAAAAUACAUAAGAUUAGAUUCAUUUUAGAGUCAUUUUUUGGAUUAUUUUAGUGGUUUUUAUACUUGAUUUGUGUAUUAGCUUCAAUACGGCGUUUUUCCAUAAAGAUUUGGUGAUACAUUAACGAAAAUAAAUAGCUAAAAAAUACUUGGAGUCGUAUUUUUUGUUUGAUUUUAUGAGUAUUUUUGCUAUUUUUUUUAAGCUUUUUGUAUAUAAUUAAUUAAGUUAUAAUCCAGAUCAUGAUUUUAUAAUUUAUUUGUAUAAUUUUUUAGUUUUUUCAAGAGUAUUUACUAUAUAAAAUAAAAGAAAAUAAAUACAAGAAUUGAUUACUUUAAAAGAUAAUUAAAAGCAUAUACUUAAACUUUUUGAUUUAUUAGGAUUUAUUAUUAUUACAGCACAUUUUGUUUGUAUAGAAUGGAAUUUAUUAGCUGUAUAUUAAGAAAUAAAUGGAUUUGAAAUAUAUUGGGUAUAAAAAGCUCAUAUAUAAGAUUCUCCAUGGACAACCCGUUAUGUUUAAUCAUUUUAUUGGUCAGUAACUACAAUGAGUACAGUUGGUUAUGGAGAUAUAACACCUACUAAUACUUAUGAAUAGAUUUUCGCUUCUUUAAAUAUGAUUAUGUUUUCUUGUGUUUUUGCUUAUUCAGUUAAUAAUAUAGGUAUGAUUUUAUAAGAAAUAGAGAAGAAUUCUAAAGAACUGAAUAAUAAUUUGAGUACUAUAUAGAAAUUUUUGAAUAGAAAACAAGUAAAUUUUCAAUUGAAAAGUAGAGUUAUUCAUUACUUAAAUUUCCUUGCAGAAGAACAAAAAGAUAGAGAUAAAUAAGCUGAAGACUUAGUUUUUAAUAAAUUAUCAAAUAAACUACGAGAUGAAAUUAUUACUGAAAUAAAUACGAAGAUUUUAGUGAAUUUUUAAAUCUUUACAAAAAACUUUUCAAUUUCUACUCUAAAUAAGCUAGUUUUUCGUAUGAAAGAAGUAAUUAUUUUACCAAACGAAAUAAUUUUCAAAGAAGAAGAAAUCGAUGAUCAGUCUAUUUAUUUUAUUGAAGAUGGAAUUAUAGAAAUUUUCCAUUAAAAUUUGAGGAGUUAAGGAGAUUUAAAUGUAAUAAAAAAGUUAGGAAAAAAUAGUCUUUUUGGAGAAAUUUCAUUUUUUUCAGGUUUAUAAAGAAAAGCCUCAGCAAGAAGUGUAAAUUUAUCGACUUUAUAUAAAAUAAAAAGACAGGAUUUUUUAGAAAUAAUAAUUAAAAAUUCAGAGGAUUAUGAAAAAUAUAAAAUGAUUCAAGAAUAAAUUAUUUUUUUGAAAGAUUUUUCAUAAAUUAACCUAGUCUGUUAUUCUUGUGGAGCAGAAGGACAUUUAGGCUAAGAAUGUAGAAAAACACAUUAAUAUUUUGAUAAAUAAUUUAUUAUUUUAAAGAAAAAUUUCUCUAUUUUUUAAAAAAGAUUCACUUAAAUAUAAAGAAGGAAAAAAAUAGAAAUUACUAGCCUUU
This is a messenger RNA of Ichthyophthirius multifiliis, 1855 nucleotides long. RefSeq lists its product as hypothetical. Gene Ontology annotation, biological process: transmembrane transport; potassium ion transport. The transcript is spliced from 3 exons. Gene Ontology annotation, molecular function: nucleic acid binding; zinc ion binding; voltage-gated potassium channel activity. Gene Ontology annotation, cellular component: membrane. NCBI's taxonomy places the organism in Eukaryota, Ciliophora, Oligohymenophorea, Hymenostomatida. The record is from RefSeq and is a predicted model, not a curated record. The annotation marks the transcript as partial.